AACACAACAAAUUGAGAAGAUAGAGUUCUCGUUCUCCUAUUUCCGGGAAAAUGCAUUAUCGUUUUCUAACAACUGAGGCUGAAUUUGAAAUACGGGCCAGUUUGUCCAAUGGGCCUCAGAAAUCCAGGGAGCCCAAUUCUCACUUUUUCUUUAAAACCCUUUUUCACAAAGCCGAAGGGAAAACCCUAGAAAUCCUUGCUUCAGAGCGGCGCUGCACAGCUUGCUGUGAACCAUCAGUCUCGUAUUUCUUCUCUCAGUUUGAAACGAUGUCGAUUUCGGAACUUGCUUGCUCUUACGCUGCUAUGAUUCUUAUUGAUGAUGACAUCUCGGUCACCGCUGACAAGAUUGCAGCAAUAAUUAAAGCUGCAAAUUUGUCGGUUGAAUCUUAUUGGCCAAACUUGUUUGCCAAGCUUGCUGAGAAGCGCAACCUUGAGGAUCUCAUAGCCAAUGUGGGAGCUGGUGGUGGUGGUGCUGCAGUUUCUGUAGCUCCACCCGCUGCUGGUGGUGGCGGAGGUGGUGCUGCUGCUCCACCUCCUGCUGAGGAAAAGAAGAAGGAGGAACCAGAAGAAGAGAGUGAUGAUGAUAUGGGAUUCAGUUUGUUUGAUUAGGAGCUCCUUUCAGCGAGUGAUUUGGUUGAUUACUGGUUUAGUGCGUUAAGCUAUAACAGCAGUUACUGUUUGAGUUUUAUUGUAUUGGUAUUGGUAUUUGUCUGUUGAUUAGAGGUACAUGUAUUCUUAAAUGAAGUGACACUGAGUAGCUGUUCCUUUUUGAGCAAUGUUAGAAUCUUUCUAUAUAUAUAUAUGUCUUCCUAGA
Theobroma cacao (cacao) is the source of this 813-nucleotide messenger RNA. RefSeq names its product large ribosomal subunit protein P1. Lineage: Eukaryota; Viridiplantae; Streptophyta; Magnoliopsida; Malvales; Malvaceae. Gene Ontology annotation, cellular component: cytosolic large ribosomal subunit; ribosome. Gene Ontology annotation, biological process: cytoplasmic translation; translational elongation. The record is from RefSeq and is a predicted model, not a curated record. Gene Ontology annotation, molecular function: structural constituent of ribosome; protein kinase activator activity; ribonucleoprotein complex binding.